Lactuca sativa (garden lettuce) is the source of this 849-nucleotide messenger RNA. The record is from RefSeq and is a predicted model, not a curated record. Lineage: Eukaryota; Viridiplantae; Streptophyta; Magnoliopsida; Asterales; Asteraceae.
AUGAGGGUGUUGGCAUAUGGGACAUCAGCAGAUGCACUUGAUGGAUAUUUGAGAAUGAGUGAGACCGUGACAAGGGAUGCUCUUGUAAAGUUUGUGGAAGGUGUCAUUUCAUGCUUUCGUGAAGAGUACCUUAGAAGUCCAAAUAGAGAUGAUUUGGCACGACUGCUCCAUGUUGGAGAAGCAUAUGGAUUUCCAGGUAUGGUAGGCAGUAUUGAUUGCAUGCACUGGGAAUGGAAAAACUGCCCCACCGCUUGGGCUGGACAAUAUGCAGUUAGAAGCGGUUCGUGCAAUGACAUUAACGUCCUCCAAAGAUCUCCUCUUUUUGAUGAUGUCUUGGCAGGUCGAGCCCCAAAGUUGAGUUACACUUUGAAUGAUCGAGAAAAUAAUAUGACUUAUUAUCUCAUUGAUGGCAUAUAUCCUUCAUGGGCUGCCUUUGUCAAGUCAAUAAAUUCUUCACAACUUCGAAAACACAAGUUGUUCGCUGAACAUCAAGAGGCGGCUAGAAAAGAUGUUGAACGAGCAUUUGGAGUUUUACAAGCUCGUUUUGCUUUUCUUCAUCGCCCUUGCCUUGUGUGGGACAAAGAUAUGAUGGGGAAAUUUAUGAUUGCAUGUAUCAUUAUUCAUAAUAUGAUAGUUGAGGAUAAACGACACACAUACCUUCAUUAUUAUGAUCCAUCAGAAUUUAUAACUAAAGAAGACGAAGAAUCUUUUGAGUACUCUACUCAACGAAUUGGAGAUCUAUCCCGUUAUAUGACCAACAUGGCACAAGUUCGCAAUAGAGAAGCUAAUAACGCUCUAAAAAACGAUUUGAUUGAGCAUAUAUGGAAAAAAUUCAGCACUGAAGAAUAA